Messenger RNA from Bufo bufo (common toad), 4553 nucleotides. It is a transcript of the gene P4HA1, whose product is annotated as prolyl 4-hydroxylase subunit alpha 1. The transcript is spliced from 15 exons. Gene Ontology annotation, molecular function: iron ion binding; protein binding; procollagen-proline 4-dioxygenase activity. Lineage: Eukaryota; Metazoa; Chordata; Amphibia; Anura; Bufonidae. The coding region runs from base 196 to 1794 and encodes 532 amino acids. Gene Ontology annotation, cellular component: endoplasmic reticulum. Gene Ontology annotation, biological process: peptidyl-proline hydroxylation to 4-hydroxy-L-proline. The record is from RefSeq and is a predicted model, not a curated record.
CCGGGCCAGUGUGAGGAGUCUCACGUAGAGCAGGCACAAGGGGGGGAGCCGGAGAAGGAGCCACGGGAGGGGGCAGGAGGCUAUAAAGUACGGGCCCGGAGCCUGCGGCUGACACUCUGGCGGAACCGGCCACUGCAUAGCGGCGGAGCUGACCGUGAUCCCUGGAGUGACGGGCAGAGUUGUACAGUGAAUACAAUGAAGAUACUCAAGGUUUUACCACUGUUGGUGCUGUUUUCUUCAUGCCAAGCACGUACAGACUUUUUUACUUCCAUUGGUCAUAUGACAGACUUACUGUACACUGAAAAGGAUCUGUUAACAUCACUAAAAGAUUACAUAAAAGCUGAAGAGUUGAAGUUGGAACAGAUUAAAAAAUGGGCAGAGAAACUUGAUUCAUUGUCAGAAACUGCUACGAAGGACCCAGAGGGAUUCCUGGGUCACCCAGUCAACGCUUUCAAAUUCAUGAAGAGACUCAAUACUGAGUGGCAAGACCUGGAGAAUCUUGUGCUUAAGGAUAUGUCAGAUGGAUUCAUCUCCAAUUUGACAAUCCAGCGUCAGUACUUUCCCAAUGAUGAGGAUCAGACUGGAGCAGCCAGGGCUUUGAUUCGUCUACAGGACACAUAUAACCUGGACACAGAAACCAUUUCCAGAGGAAACUUGCCAGGGGUCCACAACAAGGCCACUCUGACCGCUGAAGACUGCUUUGAAUUGGGAAAAAUUGCAUAUACAGAAGCUGACUAUUACCACACAGAGCUAUGGAUGGAGCAAGCUCUCCGUCAAUUGGAUGCGGGGGAGGUAUCCUCUCUCGAUAAGGCUUUGGUUCUGGAUUACCUCAGCUAUUCCGUAUACCAACAAGGAGACUUAGAAAAGGCCUUGAUGUUAACCAAAAGGUUGCUGGAGCUAGAUCCUGAACAUCAAAGAGGAAAUGGUAAUCUGAAAUAUUUUGAAUAUAUCAUGACCAAAGAGGAAAAUAAAUCCAGCUCAUCUGAUUCUGAAGCUGUCCAGCCAAAAACGAAGAAGGGGCGCAGCAAGGAUCAUUUACCAGAAAGACAGAAGUAUGAGAAGUUGUGCCGUGGAGAAGGUGUUAAAAUGACUCCUCGCAGACAGAGGAAACUGUUCUGCCGCUACCAUGAUGGAAACAAGAGCCCUACCUUCAUCCUGUCUCCUACGAAGCAAGAAGAUGAAUGGGACAAACCUCGCAUUGUGAGAUACCAUGAGAUCAUUUCUGAUGAGGAGAUUGAAAAAGUUAAACAGAUUGCAAAGCCCAGGCUGAGACGGGCUACAGUGCAUGACCCUGUGACAGGACAGUUGACCACUGCUCAAUACAGAGUUUCUAAGAGUGCUUGGCUGUCUAGCUACGAGGACCCUGUCAUUGCUCGAAUUAAUGCAAGAAUACAAGCAUUAACAGGGCUAGAUGUGUCCACUGCUGAAGAACUGCAGGUGGCAAAUUAUGGCAUGGGAGGACAAUAUGAACCCCACUUUGACUUUGCACGGAAAGAUGAACCGGAUGCUUUUAAAGAGCUUGGUACAGGCAACAGAAUUGCCACUUGGUUGUUUUAUAUGAGUGAUGUGCCAGCAGGUGGCGCUACAGUCUUUCCAGAAGUAGGAGCUGCUGUAUACCCUAAAAAGGGAACAGCAGUUUUUUGGUAUAAUCUCUUUGAAAGUGGAGAAGGAGAUUACAGUACAAGGCACGCAGCAUGUCCUGUUUUAGUUGGCAGCAAAUGGGUGUCAAAUAAAUGGAUCCACGAACGGGGUCAGGAAUUCCGAAGGCCGUGUAAAUUGUCUGAAUUGGAAUGAUCCAAGCCUUUGUUAUGUGAAAAAGGGACACCUCACAGCCACAAAGCUUUUCAGACUGCAUUGCCCAGUUUGCUAGCAAUGAACUAGAAAGCCGUAGUCACAGAAAUCUCUGGGAAAGAAUCAUUUGUGGAGGACUCUAUUCAUUCUUCAUAUUCAUCCUUUUAAGGUGGCAAAUCUGCACAAAUUGUUAGUAUGCAUAGAUUAAAACUGGAGCCACACAACACAAAUCCGACAGAGGGCCAGUGUUAACAUCGCCGCUUUGCUUUGGGGAUCCAAGUAGAAAAAAAUAAACAUACUGAAAUAUAUGUAUGUUUAUUGACCACCUGUUUGGUGCAAGGCUUUCAGUUCUCGCUUUUCUUUUAGAAAUUACUGCAUAAAAUCUUCUUUCAAAUAUUUGAUUUUUGUUCAUAAAUGUGACAGUUAAGGGGUUUUUCCCAUAAUCAUUUAUCCCUAGGGUAGGCAAUAAAUGUAUAGUUACUGUGGGUCCAAAUGCUGGAGGCCCCACCCAUCAGGAGAACAGAGGUCCCAGUGGCUGGACCCUCACUGAUAAUACAUCCUCUGGAUGGGAUAGAAAUGUUUAUAGGAAAACUCCUGUAUAUGUAGACUUACCUCACAUGCCCAAAUUCAGGGAAAACCGUAAUUAUUUUUGUCUCCUAAUAUCAUGAUGACUGCAUAGCCUGAAAUCAAGUAAUAUUGAGAAGUUUAAUUUGGGAAGAGUACACACAAAAAGGAAAGGCUCAAUAACAUUUCAGUCGAAUUGAAAAUGAUUUGCUUUUCCCUGAAAACUUCAAAGUAUAUGUUAGAUGCCCCAUGGCUUGGCCAUAGCCAACAUUCAAGGUGAAACCAACUGGUCAUGCACAAUUUAACCCCAGGUCCGCAUUAUUGCUGUGAUUGUGUGGGUACGGAUGUGGUGAACUUAUAUUGGGACAGAAGUGACGAAAGUAGAGAACUUUUUUAAUGUUUUUUUUUUUUUUGCCUUAACACAUAGUUGGGCCCAGAUGUUAGUUUGUGCAGCUAAGGCUCUGUUCACAUCUGUGUUGUGGCUUUUCUUUAUAACAGGAGCCACAGGGCAGUUGCUCCACAGUCCCAAUUGAUAUAUAGUAGGGUAUGUCAGGUUCAGCCUAGGUGUCCAUUGUUUUGAUGAGAAUAAGGGCAGGUUCAGACUAGUGUCCACCGCGGGAAACGUGCUCCAAGUGGGAGCUUGAUUUCCUAGACUGGACACUUCUCCUGUGACAGGAUUGCACAGCAUUAUAAUGCUGUGUAAUGCUUUGUCUCUCUGCCCAACCUCAACUGUAAUGAUUAGUACUCACAUAAUGCUGUCAGUACAAAGUCAUUACAGCGAAGGUCGAGCAGAGACGCACAGCAUUAUAAAGGGAAAUGACGCCCCCACAUGGAGCAUGCUUCACGCAAUGGACCCAUGCAUCUGAAAUUGGCCUAAUGCUGCUGCAUACACCAGUGUUGUUCCCAAAAAAAAACCAGUAUCUGCAAUAGAGGCUCGUAAUGGAUCUUCUUAACAGAUGUGAGCAGAGCAUUAAAGGGGUUGUCCAUGUGUUUUUGUGUUUUUUUGUUUUUUUUUGUUUUGUUUUUUUUACUUCUGCCCUAGCCAUCAGGUACUGUGGAGAAAUCCAUACUCAUCUGGUUCCUGCCAUUUAGUUCUUGCUCAGCAGUAACGUGUCCCUGAGCUGCGACAUACGGCUUGGCAGGAAGUCACUGCUAAGGCCAGUCCUUGACUGCAACAGUGCAUCUGACCCUGUCCGUGUAGAAAGUUAUCAGACAAGGAGCUGAAAUCCAGUGAAGACAGCCGGGGAGCAGGUGAGUAUGUAUCUCUCCAUACGUCCUGCUGGCUUAGGAGGCAGAUUUAAAAUAAAUCCCUGGACAACCCCUUUAAAUCUGGACUGGAUGCUUUGUGUGAACCCAGCCUUAAAGAUGUGAGCAUUGUGUUGGCACAGGCAUGUCAUUCAUUAUACUUGUGGAUUAUUUCUCAUCUGGAUAGCUAGAUAAUGUUCAAUAUCUUACAUAAUGAAUAUUUUCUUGAUGUAACUGUUCCUUUUCUUAAUGGUUGGUUUACUGGAAGCGUUAUAGUUCCUGUGCAGCAGGAGAACAAAAGCUAGUAAAUGUGAAUUGUGCAUUCCAUUAUGGUGCUGCUCAACGUUUAGGUGCCAAAGGUAUCCCGUUCUCAUUUUAUGUACCCUAGUCUAAUACCCGAAUAUGAAGAAGUUGAAUGGCAUAAUACGGCUGACCUAUCAGUACUGGCAGUGGCUAAAACUGCAGAAAUCAGAUUUUUUUUACAAUGCCUCUAAUCUGCUAAAGAGCCCCCUCUCAGCUGGCAUUGCUGUGAAUGUUUCAUGAAAUGCACACAUUACUGUGGUUACUGGCUUUUGUUCUGUGACAAGUCCGUGCCUUAGCUUUCCAUAUACCAGCCCAAGGACCAGUGCUAAUAUUGUGCCAACAGGAAAAGUUUAAUCGUUUUCUCCCAUGCCAGUUUACCUCCCAUGUGGUCUUUUCUUAGGUGAUGCAGUAAUGUUCUGGUAAUUUUUUUGUAUGUCAAAAUCUAUUUUUGUGGCAAACUUGAUCUAUUUAUAACCCUUUUUAAAUGAUCUUUUUGUACAUGUCCGUGGGGUCCAGGAAUGUGAAGUAUCUGUAGUAAGAUAACUCGAUGCAUGAACAGGUUUGAUAAAUGCUUCACUCUGUUCGAACAGUGAUCUUUGUAUUAUUGUGCAUUACAUCCUUCCCCUAAAUACAUUUCUCAAAAAAAAAAA